Molecule: messenger RNA, 1917 nt
Organism: Apus apus (common swift)
Lineage: Eukaryota; Metazoa; Chordata; Aves; Apodiformes; Apodidae
Gene: DPEP1
Product: dipeptidase 1
Exons: 11
Coding region: 549-1811 (420 amino acids)
Biological process (GO): proteolysis
Molecular function (GO): metallodipeptidase activity
Source: RefSeq, a predicted model, not a curated record
GUGGUGACCCCGGGGGUGCCAGCCCCACGCCGUGCCCCACGGAAGGGCUUCCCACCCCAGGGAUGAGCGGCGGAGCCUCCGCGUGGCCCCGUGCCAUUCCCUGCGGUCCCUCUUGCCACACACAGCACCGCGGCCACCACCGGCCACCGCCAACCGGGUUGUCCCCACUGUGGCACUGAGCCAGCACGUGCCUCAGUUUCCCCACACGAGACUCUGUGGCAGGACCACAGGGCUGGGGGAUCCCGGCACGAGUCGGCAGCCCCACGCCGUGGCAGUGCCACCCCCUCCGGGGCAGGACGGCCUCGCCACAGAGCCGUCAUGCCAGGGGGUGGCUCUGGGGUGGCCAGAGCCCAUCCCAGCCCCGCCGUCGGCACGCAAGCCGGAAAACAUCUUUCACAGACGUCGCAGGGAGCAGCUGCCUGAGCGUCCCGGGGCAGGGCAGGAGGGAGCGGAGAGUGAACCGGGGCUGCUGAACCAGUGCUUGGGGGCACUGGGCAGGCUCCUGGCAGCAAAUCGUCCCGACGCUGAGAGGCACUGAGCGGGUGAAGAUGCCGAGUGGGAACGUGUUGGUGUUGGUGUUGGCACUGGUGCUGUGCCUGCCCCUGCCGGGUGACGGGCAGAAUCACUGGGAGGAGGCUGAGCGCAUCAUGGCCACCACGCCAGUCAUCGAUGGGCACAAUGACCUGCCCUGGCAGCUCCUCAAGAGGUUCAACAACCAGCUGAGGCUGCCGGAGGCCAACCUGACCCUGCUGGACGGCACCCACACCAACAUCCCCAAGCUGCGCCGCGGGCACGUGGGCGGGCAGUUCUGGUCGGUGUACGUGCCCUGCGAGACGCAGAACAAGGACGCGGUGAGGCGCACGCUGGAGCAGAUCGACGUGGUGCAGCGCAUGUGCCAGCUCUACCCCGAGACCUUCGCCUGCGUCGUCGACAGCGUCGGCAUCCGCCAGGCUUUCCAGAGCAAGAAGGUGGCCAGCCUCAUCGGGGUGGAGGGCGGGCACUCCAUCGACAGCAGCCUGGGCGUCCUGCGCACCUUCUACCGCCUGGGCGUGCGCUACAUGACCCUCACCCACAGCUGCAACACCCCCUGGGCUGACAACUGGCUGGUGGACACUGGGGAAGAGCCAGUCCUGCACCACGGCCUCUCGCCCUUUGGGAAGACGGUGCUGGAGGAGAUGAACCGCCUGGGUAUGAUCGUGGACCUGGCCCAUGUCUCAGUGCAGACCAUGAAGAUGGUGCUGACCCUCUCCAAAGCCCCCGUCAUCUUCAGCCACUCAUCUGCCUACAGCCUCUGCCCGCACCGCCGCAACGUGCCCGACGACGUGCUGGGGAUGGUGGCCUCCACAGGCAGCCUGGUCAUGGUCAACUUCUACAACGCCUACGUGACGUGUGGGGACACAGCCACACUGGCUGACGUAGCAGACCACAUGGACCACGUGAAGAAGGUGGCUGGUGCCCAGUCUGUUGGCUUUGGUGGGGACUACGAUGGGGUCACAGGGCUCCCCACCGGCCUGGAGGACGUCUCCACCUACCCUGCACUGGUGGCUGAGCUGCUGGCGAGGAACUGGACAGAGGCAGAGGUGAAGUUGGCCCUGGCUGAAAACCUGCUCCGUGUCUUUGAGAAGGUGGAGGAGACCAAGGAGGCCCUGCAAGGCACAGCAGCCCAGGAGACACCCAUUGCCUUCGAGGAGCUGGAGGGGACGUGCAGGACCCGCUACGGCUACCCCAACAGCGCCAGCACCGCCCGGCUCCCAGCGCUGGCCCUGGCGCUGCCCCUGCUCCCUGCCCUGCUCCCUGCCCUGCUCUCCUAGCACCGUUCCCCGUGCAGCCCCGUUCCCAGCCCGGUGGGAUGCUGGUGGCCAAGCCAGUGGCUGCGGGGCUGGGCCCACCCUGCCCACCCCCUCCCAACCAAAUAAA